AUGACCGGCUCAUUUAUUCUCGGUGGCCGGUUGGAUGUUCCGUACACAUACACGGUUCGGCAUGUUCGGGAUGGAUUUAUGUAUUGCACGCGCUCUGUUGAUGCCCGGCAAGGCGGCCGAAUCUGCUUUUCAUGCCUUUGCUCGUUCAAGCGUGACGAGGGAGAGAGAUCUUUCAGCCACCAACCGCAAUCGGUUCAAGAACGUUUCAAACAUAUUCUCUCCGCCAAACGGCCCGAAGAUCAGUCUGUUAGCCCUAGCAUUGAUGCAGACUGGUGGAUUGAAGGUAUUCGGCAAGGUGAUAUCACUGAGCGAGAGUUUCCUGGUCUCGAUGUGCGCAAGACCGAUAUGCAAAGUUUUAACGAAAGCAAGGGAAUCAAAGCAAGUCCGGAGAAAUACCGCCAAUUGUCACAGUACCGCCUCAAGGGAUCGCCGGAUGCAGAUCCCAACGCAACACUGGCGCAGAUCAGAGAGAGAGAGCAGGCUGGAGAAUAUGAUAACCUUUAUAUUUGUGCACAUAUGUACUCCAGUGACAGGAAUUCUCUCUUGCUGAUCCCGCGCGCUUUGGGGAUCAAACGUUGGACGGCCAUGUCUAGUCUCACUUUGAUGGUGGUUAUUCAUCGUCAUGGCGAGGCAUUGCGAAUGGUUGAUUGGGAUGCAGUUUCCAGGAAUGGAAAUUCGGAGAUACACAUGAAGUGGUUUAUUCAGGAAGGGUGGACACCCCAGUCGGCGGAGAACAGAGCCGUGCACGAGAGCAACCUAUGGGCUCCAGAUGGCACAUUGGUUGGGACCUCGAUGCAGGAUAGCAUGCUGCGAUUGCAGAAAGCUCAGCGCAAGGGUAAAUUAUGA
This is a messenger RNA of Penicillium longicatenatum, 846 nucleotides long. Its product is annotated as acyl-CoA thioesterase. Gene Ontology annotation, cellular component: peroxisomal matrix. Gene Ontology annotation, molecular function: fatty acyl-CoA hydrolase activity. The transcript has a single exon. Lineage: Eukaryota; Fungi; Ascomycota; Eurotiomycetes; Eurotiales; Aspergillaceae. Gene Ontology annotation, biological process: acyl-CoA metabolic process; fatty acid catabolic process. The record is from RefSeq and is a predicted model, not a curated record. Bases 1 to 846 code for a protein of 281 amino acids.